GACAACAACAGCAACAACAACAGCCCAGACGCUGGCGAUGCGCUGGUGCCUCGGCGCUUAUGCCAGCCAGUGGUCUAAUUGAACCUUAAUGGUGGCAGUGCGGGAUUGAUGGCGAUUGAUGAAUGGCCGCCCCUCAUUGCGGACGGACUGUAUAGCCGCCAGGCUGAGCUGCUAACGUCGACUAGGAGUUUGGCGUCUCGUCUGCAUCUCCCUUCGCUUCCACUGCAGUCGACUUCCGAGCUUGUUUGCUCUGCUACCGGCACUGUGCUGGCAAGUACCAACAUCGAGAAAUUAAAAUUCAAGGCCGCCAAAGCGAGCACCCGCGCUAGUCCGGGCCGGGCUUAGGCGCCCGCUGAUUCGACGCUUCUGCAGAGCCCGAUGCUAUAAACAGCGUCAAUCGUGUGCAUUUUACCCACUUGUCCGGUCCCGCUGCUCUCAUUUGCACCGACUGAGGUGACUUUUG
Messenger RNA from Trichoderma citrinoviride, 463 nucleotides. RefSeq lists its product as hypothetical. The record is from RefSeq and is a predicted model, not a curated record. Bases 109 to 345 code for a protein of 78 amino acids. The transcript has 2 exons. Lineage: Eukaryota; Fungi; Ascomycota; Sordariomycetes; Hypocreales; Hypocreaceae.